Molecule: messenger RNA, 573 nt
Organism: Tetrahymena thermophila SB210
Lineage: Eukaryota; Ciliophora; Oligohymenophorea; Hymenostomatida; Tetrahymenidae
Product: ankyrin domain protein
Exons: 5
Molecular function (GO): protein binding
Source: RefSeq, a predicted model, not a curated record
AUGGCUGAAGAAAUUAAGAAAUAAGAAGAAGUUUUGGAAAUGAACAAUCCUUAAGAAGAAGAAGGUGAACCCUACUCAUGCUUAGAAGAGUACUUUGUUGAUUGCUGCAGAUAUAACGACUUAGAAGAAGCUAAGGACUGUAUUUAGCAAGGAUGCGAUAUUACAUGGUUUGAUAAUAGAUUAAAUAAUGCCAUUCAUAUGGCAUGUGCUAAUGGACAUGUUUAAGCUCUUAUGUUAAUUAAAGAAGAGUUAGAUAAAUGGGAAAACUAAGAAGAAAAGAAAUAGAAAUUUAUUAACCAUAAAAAUUGUGAUUAAAAUACUGCUUUACAUUGGGCCGCUAUUAACGGAUAAAAAGAAGUAAUUGUUUACAUGCUUGAAGCAUUAAAAGCUGAUCCUAAUAUUUGCAAUUCUCUUAAAAAAACUCCUUUUGAUGAAGCUGUUGUUUUCAACUAAAAAGAAUGUGCAGAAAUAUUGGCUAAAGUAACUAAAGAAGAUAUGUCAAUUUAUGAAGGUUUAGAAGAUUAUGCUAAUAACGAAGAAGUAAAAAAGGAAGAAACUAUGAGCGAUUCUUGA